AUGGCUACUUUACCAGGAACAGUGCCUCGGAUGGUGCGCCCUGCGCCAGGCCAGAACUACCCCCGAACCGGCUUCCCUCUGGAAGUGUCCACCCCUCUGGGCCAGGGUAGGGUGAACCAGCUUGGCGGAGUGUUCAUCAACGGGAGGCCCCUGCCAAAUCACAUCCGACACAAGAUAGUGGAGAUGGCCCACCACGGCAUCCGACCCUGCGUAAUCUCGCGACAACUGCGAGUUUCUCACGGUUGUGUCUCCAAGAUCCUGUGCCGGUACCAAGAGACCGGCUCGAUCCGUCCGGGGGCCAUAGGAGGCAGCAAACCCAGGCAGGUGGCAACUCCUGACGUGGAGAAGCGGAUCGAGGAGUACAAGAGAGAAAACCCGGGUAUGUUCAGCUGGGAGAUCCGGGAUAAGCUGCUGAAGGACGGGGUGUGCGACAGAAGCACAGUUCCUUCAGGUGAGGCUUCAUCUGUGAGCUCCAUCAGCCGCGUUUUGAGGGCCCGAUUUGGCAAAAAAGAUGACGAGGAUGACUGUGAUAAGAAGGAUGAAGAUGGAGAAAAGAAAACAAAGCAUAGCAUCGAUGGCAUCCUCGGUGAUAAAUGUAACCGCACAGAUGAUGGUUCAGAUGUAGAUUCGGAGCCUGACUUGCCCCUGAAGAGGAAGCAGAGGCGCAGUCGCACCACCUUCACUGCUGAGCAGCUGGAGGAGCUGGAGAAGGCUUUUGAAAGGACACAUUACCCAGACAUCUACACCAGAGAGGAGCUGGCUCAGAGGACAAAACUCACAGAGGCGAGAGUACAGGUGUGGUUCAGCAACAGACGAGCUCGGUGGCGUAAACAGGCCGGGGCCAAUCAACUAGCGGCCUUCAACCACCUGCUUCCUGGAGGAUUCCCACCUACAGGCAUGCCAACUUUACCCACAUACCAGCUACCGGAGUCCAGCUACCCCAGCACCACGCUAUCGCAGGAGGGCAGCAGUACAUUGCACAGACCCCAGCCCCUGCCUCCAUCCUCCAUGCACCAGGGAGGUCUGAGUGCUGACAGCAGCUCUGCUUAUGGCCUGUCGUCCAAUCGCCACAGCUUCUCCAGCUACUCUGAUACUUUCAUGAGCCCUUCAGCAUCCAGCAACCACAUGAACCCUGUUGGCAACGGGCUCUCCCCACAGGUGAUGAGUAUCCUGAGUAACCCCAGCGCCGUACCCUCCCAGCCCCAGCACGACUUUUCCAUUUCCCCCCUGCACAGCAGCCUGGAGAGCUCCAACCCCAUCUCAGCCAGCUGCAGCCAGCGCUCUGACACCAUCAAGAGUGUGGACAGCCUGGCUUCCUCCCAGUCAUACUGCCCCCCUACCUACAGCGCCACCAGCUACAGCGUGGAUCCUGUCACCGCAGGCUACCAGUACAGCCAGUACGGCCAGACUGCUGUAGACUACCUAGCUAAGAACGUGAGCUUGUCCACCCAGAGGAGGAUGAAACUUGGAGACCACUCAGCCGUGCUGGGACUUCUGCAGGUGGAGACGGGACAGGCCUACUGA
Seriola dumerili (greater amberjack) is the source of this 1524-nucleotide messenger RNA. RefSeq names its product paired box 7 (gene pax7a). The transcript is spliced from 9 exons. Lineage: Eukaryota; Metazoa; Chordata; Actinopteri; Carangiformes; Carangidae. Gene Ontology annotation, molecular function: RNA polymerase II cis-regulatory region sequence-specific DNA binding; DNA-binding transcription factor activity, RNA polymerase II-specific. The record is from RefSeq and is a predicted model, not a curated record. The coding region runs from base 1 to 1524 and encodes 507 amino acids. Gene Ontology annotation, biological process: anatomical structure development; regulation of transcription by RNA polymerase II.